UCUUCAUCUUUAUUCUUUGCUGUUGACGGUAGCGCACUCACCAUGUUGCUAAAGAUUUUGGUUCUUCUACCGUUUGCUUUUGGCCAAACUUCGGACGAUAUCGACAAAACUGCAGACCACAUCAGAGCUGUCAAUCCCCUUGGAAAUCCAUAUCACAGUGAUACGAGACUUCACCUAUUAAGCGGGGAACCGCGGGAUAACGAAACAUUUGCCGGGACGCUGAGCCUCUGCUCCAAUGGCUCAAACGAUGAAUUACUUAACGUUACCAUCAGCAGCAGUAUAGCCCUGCGCGGCUAUAAAAGUUUAGUGUUCUAUGCACGCGCUGAAACCUUUACCAUACUGGAAUUCAAAGACUUCCUGGAGCUUCCGAAAUUUAUGGGUGUUCACCGCAUCGCACUGCCGCAGACCAAUCGCAGCGUCUCGGAACUGGAGGAAGCUCUGGCGUACGCGUGGGCGCCCAGCUUUGAGAAAAGUUCCAUGACACCGAGGCGUGCUCAGAUCGUAAAGUUGGGACAAACCUGGGACUUUUUUUCCCGCAAUGGGUAAUCGAAUAUGUUAACUCGAUUUAACCAUGCAGCAAUACCCUUCGCUAUCCCAUAAGGUCACCUUUAGUAUCGAUUGUCUACAUUCUGCCAUUGGACGAACUGCCUUCGUCCGGGCAUUGUGCGCGACCCUGCACGAUUCCUCGGAAUGUGUCGUUCCACGAGUUGCCGGCAGUCACUCCGCCUUCGGUCGAAACUUUCUGGCAGCGAUUUGAAGAAAAAGGCUUUGCUCAACCCAGCGGAAAUAUCUUUGCUAGUGCUGCACCACACGGUGAAUUUUACACGUCAUUAUAUCUGGCAGAAAAUAAAUCCGGCUACCGGCCGAUCUGUCUGCUACGGUUCUGGAACGCCGAAAGGGGCAAAACUGCAGCGAGGAUGGCAUCGCCAAUGUGAAAAUUCACCUGGCAGCUUUCGAACCGGCAGUUGUUACUUACAGAGUUAAUGGCUCGUUUUCCGAGUAAGUACUGGAUAAAUAUUCAGUAUAAUAGUAAAGAAUAUCAUAGUAUUAAAGCAAGUACUGGAUAAAUCUUCCGAGUAAUCACUGUUUAAAUACGUAUUAGUUUACCACUUUACCGUUCAGUUUUCAGUUUUCUUAACGUUCUAGUGCUCGUAGAUUUAUUAGCUUUCUUACUAGGGCCCGGUACCGCCUCUGAAGAAUUUCGAUGUUUGUAUGAAGACAGUAUAGCAUUGGCAAUACUUAAAAAAAUAAUUUCAUCGGCAGUGGUCCAGAGGGCGUGACUAAAAAUAAAUUUAGAACAUAGACGUGUCGUGUGUAUGUCAAUGUAUUACUUGUCAUAAUAUUCCUGUUUGCGAGUGAAACUUAAUUUUCUGAGCAGUUUUCGUUACCCGCUGUCACUGCAGAGUUGCGGUCUUAGUUUUGAAUAACUGGCUUGGUAGUAUAAACAUUCUAGGAAAGCUUGCCAUCCGAAAUACUUAUCUUAGUUCAGCACAAUGUUGUGGCCGCGUCAGAGUAAAUACUAAAUAUUAUGCCGAAAACUGCUGGCAAUUUGACAAAAAUAUUUAAUGCUGUCAAGCCAGUUAGACAAAAAGAAUAAAAGGAGGCGAAAAAUUCACAGUGCUAACGGUUAACGCUCUGCUAGGACCUUGGAAAAUAUGUUUUCACCGGCGAAACAGGAACAGUAUGGUAAAUAUACAUAGCCGAUACAUACGGUACUUGUUUUCUCUAAAUUGGUUUAUGGCCACGCCCGCUGAACCAUUGCCGAUGAAAAUAUUUUUUAAACGUUCCCGACACCUGUUAUGUCUUCAAACAGAAUAUGAAGUUUUUUUUAAGGGGAUGCCGGUGACCGAGACCUGGUUGGGUUUUAUUAAUUCCCUUAAGCGUUCAUUUUUAUGUUUAAUCGACCGAAGCGUAGCGAAGGUCCUCUAUGUUCAGCGUUCAUGAAAAAUGUGGUGUCUGUCGGUCACCGCUAUCAAAUGCACAUAUGCGCGGCAAUUCCUUAGUCAAAUGCACAUGCGCGCUGGCCGUGUAUACUCAAGGCGUUCAAACUGUGGUGUCUGUCGGUCACCGCCA
Molecule: messenger RNA, 2073 nt
Organism: Paramacrobiotus metropolitanus
Lineage: Eukaryota; Metazoa; Tardigrada; Eutardigrada; Parachela; Macrobiotidae
Exons: 3
Coding region: 43-546 (167 amino acids)
Source: RefSeq, a predicted model, not a curated record